Ambispora gerdemannii is the source of this 216-nucleotide messenger RNA. The record is from the annotation of a GenBank genome assembly. NCBI's taxonomy places the organism in Eukaryota, Fungi, Glomeromycota, Glomeromycetes, Archaeosporales, Ambisporaceae.
GCUAAAAUCAUCAUCCGUCAUACUUAUUACCUCAGCCAAGAAAUCCUGCAAAAAGCAAAAGAAAACGGAAUCAAAAUUGACCUUGACGAUCAUAUCCACGAGCAAGAAAUUGAAGCGUACAUUCACGACGGAACCACAUAUCAACUUCGAUAUCGAAGGAUCGAACAGAUCAGCGGAAAAGAUGAUCCACAAUAUCUACCCAAAGGAGAAUAUUAA